This is a messenger RNA of Harmonia axyridis, 2366 nucleotides long. RefSeq names its product frizzled-4-like. Gene Ontology annotation, molecular function: Wnt-protein binding; Wnt receptor activity. NCBI's taxonomy places the organism in Eukaryota, Metazoa, Arthropoda, Insecta, Coleoptera, Coccinellidae. The record is from RefSeq and is a predicted model, not a curated record. Bases 119 to 1720 code for a protein of 533 amino acids. The transcript is spliced from 4 exons. Gene Ontology annotation, biological process: non-canonical Wnt signaling pathway; canonical Wnt signaling pathway. Gene Ontology annotation, cellular component: plasma membrane.
UUCCUCGAAGAUCUACCAGAAACGCUUCAGUCGGUCAAAGAAGUCGAUACGUUCCGUCAGUGUUCAGCGUUCUUUGGUCGCGAGUCGACGUGUGUUGGUACUCCUUCGUUUACGCAAAAUGUCGCCGAUUUGGCUAUUGUUGACAGUUGUUGUCUGUGUUCUCGGUGAACCAUUGAGGACUUGCGAACCGAUUAGAAUUGAUCUAUGCUCUGGUUUGGGGUACAAUAUGACAGGUAUGCCGAAUCUUGGCGGUAACGAUCAACAACAAGAAGCUGAUUAUACUUUAAAAUCAUUUUCUCCACUGAUACAAUACGGUUGUAGUUCCCAAUUGAAAUUAUUUCUAUGUUCGGUUUAUGUUCCUAUGUGUACGGAAAAAGUGGCGAAUCCUAUAGGACCCUGUAGGGGACUCUGUGAGAGUGUUAGGUCCAGAUGUUAUCCAGUUUUGAGAGGUUUUGGGUUUCCGUGGCCUGAAGCCUUGAAUUGCUCCAGGUUUCCUGUGGAAAACAACCAUGAGCAUAUGUGUAUGGAAGGACCAAAAGAUAAGGGUAUUGAUGUUACUGCUCCUGUUGAUCCUGCUGUCCAGAAGUUUAAUUGCGCGCCCCGGUAUACUAGAGAUGAAUAUGGGGGUUGUGUACCAACUUGUGAUACCAAUUCGUUGUUUGAGGAGCACGAGAAGAGGUUUGCAGAGGUUUGGGUAUCCCUAUGGGCACUCAUCUGCUUUGUAACCAGCUUCGGUUCCGGUUUGACCCUCAUAAUUGGCGGUGGUAGAGCCAGGGCACCCCCACUGGUCAGCAUGGCCCUCUGCUACUGUCUCAUCAGCAUUGGCUGGGCCCUCAGGAUGUUCUCCGGCAGAAUGACAGGUGGAUGUCAGAAUGGAGAAGUAGGCGAUGGACUGGACAACGUCAACUGCUCUUUCGUUUUUCUGCUGAUCUACUACUUUGGAAUGGCGGCCAAAGCUUGGUGGGGUUGCUUAUGUGCCUGGUGGGUUGCAAGGGUAGGUCUCCAGUGGAGCCCGGAGAAAAUGAGGAGUCUGGAGACAAUCUUACACGUCUGCGCCUGGGGCUUACCAGCAGGUCAGACGGUGGUGGCUCUUGUUCGAAGGGAUGUUGAUGCAGACGAUCUAACAGGAACCUGUUACGUUGGCAACAAAAACUCAGACACUCUCCUAAGCCUUGUCUUACUCCCGGACAUCGCCUACUUUGCCGUUGGAAUAACCUUACUCAUCUUCGGCUGCAUUUGCGUUAUCAAAAAACCUGCCCAAUCUGCCGCUGCUCCUCUCACUGCUGCCACACCAAGGAAAGAAAGUGACUUCUUAGGCGCCAUCUGCACCUUGUACGCUAUCCCAACUUUCUGUGUAAUGGCCACCGUCUACUACGAGUACAACGAACGUGAGCUUUGGGUUACCGGACGUGCAAAACCGGCUUUAUGGGCCUUCUUGAUCCGGUACCUCAUGUCAUUGUUUGUUGGAGUAAGCACAGUGUUCUGGAUAUGGUCUUUCAAGACUGUCACAGCCUGGAGAUCGGUUCUGAAGAAACUUGGACCUAAGCAACAACCGCCACUGAAAGUUGCAACGUUGCCAGUUUUGCGAUAUGUACCCCAACCACAAAACUCAAUCUCUAGCAAUUUGAGUACCAGCAGCAGGCAUUCUAUCAGAGCUCAUCCUCAUAGGAAACCUAGGUUGCACCAUUUGAAGGGACCUGGUGGGGAAACCAUAAUAUAAGAUUGGAAGGUUUCAAAAGUUUUACCAUAUUGGUAAUACUGACUUAGAAAAACAGGAGGAUCAUUCAACAUUUAUCUGUAUAAAUAUGAUAUAGUUCCUGAUAUUUAAUUCACGAUGUGAAUCCACCACAUUUCUUUGAGAAAAAAAAACCAUGAAACUCUUUGCUGGAUUUAGCAAUACCCUGAUUGUAGAUAUUUGUAUAUAAUUUCGAUAAAAGCUUGUGUAUUAUAUUUAGAUGAAGCUUUGAAUUCCUGAAAGUUCUACUUAAGUUUCAAUAGAAUUAUAUUUCAGUUUAUUAUUUCAACACAAUAUAGUAAGUUCUUACCUUUUUUUACCAUUUUUAUGAAAUAUUUUACAUGAUAGUAUCAAUUCUUACUUGCCAUAUGGUUCCUUCAUUGCCUACUGUGUUAUACAACAACAUUUUUCUUGCCUCUUAUAACUUCUUCACGAGUUGUAUAUUAUUUUAUACUUGUAUUUUCAUGAAGAUAUAUUCAUUAUUAUUUAAGUAGUUGAUCUAGUUGUAAAUAUUUGGUGCCAUAGUGUAUGUACUUUCAUUUAAUUUUAGUUUACUGAUGUGAAAUCAUUUUCAUACAUUAUUUAUUUUUGUGAUAUGUUUUUUGUAUAUAAUAAAUAUAUAAAAAAAUUU